AUAAACAAUAAGAAAUCCAAUCCUGCCGCCUACGCAUACACUUGAUGUGGCCAUUUCCAUUUCGCAUUGACCGCACAUCACCCGAUGCUGGCCGUUUACACCUACACGCGACGAGAAAAAUCAAUCACAUCUUCCCGCCUCCGUCGGUAUCCAAGGCAACGAGUAAACAGCGGGGAGACGUCGCGACGCGCGCUACGCUGGCAAUCGCUCCUACUUUAUUAUUUACGAAAUUAAUUUCUAAUACCUAGUGCCCGUGAGUUAGUGAAGUGAAUGAAUAAUGGCUGACGAAGGAGCAGGCGGUGCGGGCGGCGAGAAAGUGAUCCACACGUAUCCUCUAAUCAGACACUCCGACAUGUCUGAAGAGAUGCGUAUCGAAGCGAUGGAGCUCUCAGUGACUGCAUGCGAGAAAUUCUCGCAAAACAACGAGCUGGCCGCGCGCAUGGUCAAGGAGUCCAUGGACAAGAAGUUCGGGCCCGCCUUCCACGUGGUCGUCGGCGAGAGCUACGGCUUCGAGAUCACCUACGAGUGUACCACGAUAUGCUACAUGUACUUUGGAGGGAACCAGGCUAUAUGCAUCUGGAAGUGCUCGUGAAUACGCGGACGUUUUAGAUUAUACUGGUGGUGUUAUCAAUAACUUUUAGUUGGUAUUUUACAUUUGGAUGGUCGCCAUAUUUGAACAGGACAUAGUUACGUUUGAAUAUGUAAGUCUUAAAUAACGAAAACGACGAGAGAGCUUUUCUUUAAGAUAUUUUAAAGGAUUAUUUAUAAAUAAGAAGGAAAAUUACUUAGAAUAGCGCUAAAAAUAUUGCCAAUGACGGGCAGCUUAGCUUUAAAAAAUUUCGACUGAAACAAUUUUAGUUGUUUUCAUAUGCAAAACGGUGCUGAGUGCUGACACGAAACAAUUCAGAACAGCCGCCAUUAGCAUAAACGCGAUAAACUAGUAUUUGACCACUAACUUCGCUACGGAUUUCUUUUUGUUAGCUUGAUUUCGUAUUCAUAAGUUUUCUUUUUGCAUAAUCAACUUUCAGUAGAAGUACCAACUGAAUUCGGCUUUCUUUUUAUCACCAAAUGACUGAUUUAUUAAUUGUAAUAUUCCAUCAGACGUGUUGAUGCGCGUCAAAAUCGGUUAUGGCGCGCUGAGUGGAUCACCCCUCCUCGUCGACACAGGAGGGCGCACCGCAAGGGUGAAGCCCUACGCGCUUUCCCCUAAUUGCAUUACAUUUGCCUACAUAGUAUGUCUAGAUGUAUUUUUACUAACAAUCAUGCGUAGAACACGAAAUCAGACUCGCGUCUUUAACAACAUCCUGUAUAAUACUAUGAUGAAUAACGUUAGAAUCAGAAAGCUUCGCAAAUAAUAGCUUCGGAAUUUAGUUUACCAACUUGUUGAACUGCUGCAGCUGCUAAGCACUCCCGACGACUUGGUGACAAGUGUCGGAAACCAGGUCAGAGCAAUGUGAAACGGUGGCCAGCGUAAGUGCACACGACAAUCAAUAUCUGUUUCGACGACAACGAUUUGCAUUAAAAGUCAGUAAUUUAAUAUCAUGCUCAUUGCACUUUCCAACUACAUAGUUCUGAUUUAAUAAAAUUUUAAAUUUAAGGUACUUUUAAAUACAAAUGGGUGCUAAAUAUUUGUAACAAGAAACUCCAUACAGGCCCUCGCUCCGUACGCGACCUUCGGACCACUCACGGUCGAGAAGGGACCUCCGUAAUGGUAAUACGCAAUUAGCUAUAGAACGGUGUUAUUCGAAAAACACUAGUUAUGCCAAAGUUAAUUAUUUUUUGUGGAGUGCCCGCAGCCUUGAGCACAGUAUCCUAUUGUUCACUGACUCAUAAACUUCGAUGGGAACGGCAAUUGCAGUUGCCGUUUUUGUAACGAUUUUGUCAAUUAGACGUUAGUUUUUAUGGUAAUUAUGUGUAUUUACAAGAUACAUUUCAAGUUCACUGCGAUGUACGUACAAAACUAAAUCGAGGCCAUAUUAAUAAUGAAACUUAUAUAUUUUGUCAUUAAAUCAGAUUGCUAUUAUUAUUAUAAACACAUAUUGUGUAGUAUGUAAAUUUUAUAUAACAAUAAAUUCUAAUGUUUGCAA
Messenger RNA from Ostrinia nubilalis (European corn borer), 2087 nucleotides. Its product is annotated as dynein axonemal light chain 4. Gene Ontology annotation, biological process: microtubule-based process. The transcript is spliced from 2 exons. The record is from RefSeq and is a predicted model, not a curated record. NCBI's taxonomy places the organism in Eukaryota, Metazoa, Arthropoda, Insecta, Lepidoptera, Crambidae. Gene Ontology annotation, cellular component: dynein complex. The coding region runs from base 278 to 592 and encodes 104 amino acids.